UGGUGUGAAACUUUACAAAAAUAUGCAAAUAGAAAGCUGAGACAAAAACUUGACACCUCGUUUUCCUGCCUUGCACUUUCAUCUAUAGCAAGCCUACUUUGUGUCUCAGGAAGUUCAGCAGAAGCAAACGACUGACACAGACGGUCACAUAAAUUCACCAGAGCUCUUAAUUUCGGUCGCAGAACACUUCCCCUCAAAAAACAAAAAAAACAAAACAAAAAACAAACAAAAAAAAAAACAUUUAACUUUGUUCAAAACAUGUUUACCUCUAUAUACUAUGGAAACAUAAGCAAAGACGAAACGGAGAGAUUACUGGAAAAAUAUGGAAGAGAUGGGAGCUUUUUAAUUCGAGACAGCGAAACGGUACCAGGAUCUUUUUGCCUUUGUGUUCGAAGAGACACAUUUGUCCAUACCUAUCGGAUUUCCCAGACCUCAGGAAAAUGGGCAGUAAAGGCAGCUCCAGCAGUGACUUCUCAGCUCUUUGAGACCUUGGAUAAACUCAUUGACACGUACAGAAGAGCAGUCCCAAGCACCAUGGCUCCCUUGCUUUAUCCCUUGGACAAAACAGCUCUAAACAACAGCAACCAAAAUAAAGAGUUCGACUAUUUGGAGUUGUGCUAGACUGACAUCUUUGCAACAUAAAUGCUCAAAAGCCCAGACAAGCAACCGUGUACACCCGACUUCAACAGAAUUUAUUUUGCUUAUCAUCGUGGACUGAAGUAUUUAGAUGAAAACUGACAAGAAUGGACUGAAUUUCACAGCAGACAGUUUAUGUCAUUGCUGAGUGGGUAGUUGUGGCUGUUUACCUCAAGCCAGUUCAACUCUAUAUGGAAAUCUUUUCUAUUUCUCCCUUUACUUUAAAUAAAAAAAAUACUUUUUGUAAAAGACCAGUGUAACUGUACUAUUUGUUAAU
Molecule: messenger RNA, 913 nt
Organism: Acipenser ruthenus (sterlet)
Lineage: Eukaryota; Metazoa; Chordata; Actinopteri; Acipenseriformes; Acipenseridae
Product: SH2 domain-containing protein 1A-like
Exons: 4
Coding region: 259-621 (120 amino acids)
Source: RefSeq, a predicted model, not a curated record